Messenger RNA from Polypterus senegalus (gray bichir), 3772 nucleotides. Its product is annotated as gastrula zinc finger protein XlCGF57.1-like. Bases 555 to 2411 code for a protein of 618 amino acids. The record is from RefSeq and is a predicted model, not a curated record. Gene Ontology annotation, biological process: negative regulation of transcription by RNA polymerase II. The transcript is spliced from 3 exons. Gene Ontology annotation, molecular function: DNA-binding transcription repressor activity, RNA polymerase II-specific. Lineage: Eukaryota; Metazoa; Chordata; Cladistia; Polypteriformes; Polypteridae.
CAGCCGAGCAUUCAUCGCGAGACAUCAGUGCGUCAACCAUCUUGGCAGAGAAGAGCGAACGCCGAAAAUAGAAAAAGAAAAGAGAAGGUGGGAGGAGACAACAGAACAAAACAAACAAACAAACGAGGGCUGAGGAGCAUGAAAGCUGCGGAGAGCCGAGCGUGAGGAGCGCGUCUGUCGGAAGUGCCAUUUUAAACUUGGCGACCGUACGAUAACAAAACACCGAUGUGCUCCGAGCUCAGAAAGACUGAAAGCCUCGGGCGCUUUACCUUCAUUGUCAAGGAAACUCCACGUUAAAGACGCGAUGGGAAGGAACGACUGAGUCCCGUCUUCUAGCGGGGCGGCCAACAGCUAAGCUGGGCCAUUUCAGAGUCAUCACCGGUGGAGCUUUCGGGCCUGAGUUGGUCACGCCGUCGUGUCGGAUCAGGGAGAUUGUGAGCAAGCAAGCGACCUCCAUAAGAUCCAUAGGGAGCUGCAAUACAAUGAAGCCCAGUCCAUGGCUACAGUGAGUGGAAAGCUGAAGGGAAGAGCACAAAGUUAGCAAAAUUGAAAGGAUGGAGGAGAUACCUGUGUGCGUUAAAGAGGAGCCAUCUCUCCACAUUAAGGAGGAACCCUGUGAGCUGCCAUUCCUCAAAGUGAAGACCGAGCCAUAUGAGGAAGUGACUAUCGACAGCAGAAUUGGUGACUUUGAGCAGAUCUGUCAAGAAGAUUUGAAAGACCUGGCUGUGAAGGUGGAGUAUGUGACUGAGGACUGCUGUCCAGAUGUGGAAAACUCCGCUCUAUCAACUGACCUGCCACUCCAGAGGUCAUCUGCAUGCAUGAAGGCAGCUGGUCUUGACAUGGACUCUUCCAGUUUCGAUUGUAAUGAAGACGUCUCGGCAGCUUUCAGCCAGUUGGAAAGCGUGAAGCAAGUUUGGGAAUACCCUGAGAAAACCCCAGAGAAGACCGACUCCACUGAGGAUCUCCUUGUUAAUUCCAAAAUGGACGAAGAGUUGAUAAAAGUGGAAGUUUAUGCAUGUGACCAAUGUGGGCAGAGGUUUGCACAGAAAAGUGGCUUUCAGCCUCACGCCGAUGGGAGUUCUUUUUGCUGCAUUAACUGUGAAAAUGCAUUGAAAUUAAACGACACAGUGCCGAGCCAUGCGAGUGUUCAAGCGUAUUGCUGCCAACAUUGUGGGAAGUCAUUCAGACAGAAGUGGUACCUUCAGUGUCACUUGAGAAUGCACACCGGAGACCGGCCUUACUGCUGCUUAGAGUGCGGAAAGAGCUUCAUAAUGAACGCCCACCUAAAACGCCACUUAAGAAUUCACUCUGGAGAGAAACCCUUCUCCUGCAAACACUGCGGAAAGAAGUUUGGCGGACAGUCCGAUCUUCAGUGCCAUCUCCGGUAUCAUACUGGAGAAAAGCUCUUCUGCUGCAAAGAAUGUGGAAAGAAGUUUAAGCAGAUCUGGGAUCUCCAAUGCCAUCUGCGAAUCCACACCGGUGAGAGGCCGUACAGUUGCUCGGACUGUGGAAAGAGCUUUGUAAUGAAUGCUCAUCUCAAACGACAUUUAAGAGUUCACACUGGCGAGAAGCCCUACUUCUGUAAAGAGUGUGGAAAGAGCUUUGCAGGACAGUCCGGUCUCCAGUGGCACCUCCGAUGUCACACUAGGGACCAUCCAUAUUGCUGUAAGCACUGCGGAAAGACAUUUGCAGAGAAGUCCGAUCUCCAAUUCCAUCUUCAGUUGCACACUGGAGAGAAGGCUUAUAGCUGCACAGAAUGUGGAAAGCGGUUCAAACAGGUGUGGUACCUUCAGUGCCACUUGAGAACUCACACGGGUGAGAGGCCUUACCGCUGCAUGGACUGUGGCAAGAGCUUCAGAAUGAAUGCCCAUCUGAAACGCCAUUUAAGAAUUCACACUGGGGAGAAGCCCUAUUGCUGUAGUCACUGCGGAAAGAAAUUUGCCGGUCAGUCGGAUCUCCAGUAUCAUCUCCGGUUUCACACUGGGGAGAAGCCAUAUUCCUGUACGGACUGUGGAAAGAGGUUUAGGGUGAGGAUAUCCCUUACCCGGCACCUGAGAAUUCAUACUGGGGAAAAACCGUACAGUUGCUCGGACUGCGAGAUGAAGUUCAAAACGAAACAAGCUCUGCAGAGCCAUGUGACCGUUCACACUGGACAGAAGCCUUAUUGCUGCACAGUCUGUGGAAAGGCAUUCAGGCAGAAGUGGUGCCUCCGAUACCACCUCCGAAUUCACACAGAGGAGACCCCCUACUCCUGCACAGAAUGUGAAAAAACAUUUCAGAAGGAAACGGACCUUCAGAAGCACAUGAGAAAUCACUCUGCAGUGAGCCCCAUUUGUGACAUAGACUCGGAAAACAAUUCUAACGAAGAAGAAGGACAUGUGCCUCACCAACAGUCCGGUGAAAACCCUUGAAAUAUUCACAGAUUCUCCUGAUACUUCCUGCUUGUUAGGAGGGACUGAGCAAUCAUUCAUACCUUGUGAUGGUUAGGCACAGGGUUAGGGUUAGGGUUAGUAUUAGGGAGUUACCCAGAGAAUCUAAUGAGAAGCGAAACAAAAUUCCCCUUUGAUUGGCUAACUGAACAGAUUACAAUAUGCAAGCUUUCGAGUCAGCUCAGGCCCCCUUCUUAACUUGCCUGAAGAAAGCUUGCAUGUUGCAAUCUGUUGAGUUAGCCAAUCAAAGGGGUCGUUUUGUUUCAACGGAGUGAAGCUGCGGACUGCAAUACCUCUGAUGUUAGACACAGAAUGCCCUUCAGAGCACAACACACCACAUGACGCGAUUAUCGUAAUGCUCUUUCCCAGCGUCACUCACAUCAUGCCCUCUGCGAGACAAGUGUUGAUGCGCUCGCUGCACAGUAUGAUGUAGUUGUACAAGUUACAACAGUUUUCGAUCUGGUCAAACAUAAAUGACUUCCAGUCUCAUACUUAUGCUAUCCAAUCUUUCUAAGCUCUUUCAUGAUUCUAACACUUCGUUGAUAUAAAGUACAGUUUUUUUUACUGUUUGAAAUGGCUGUUCAUUACAUUUUCUCCUGAAGUGUUGCAUUAUAGUAAAAGUAACAAAUCUUAUUACUAUCCAGUGUUUCAAGUGGAAUGUACCUCAUGAAACCCAUAGCUAGAGAUUUUCUUCAAUCUAUAAAUGUAUUUCAUAUUCCCACUAGAAAAACAUGCAUAUGUGAAACUUAACUUUUAAAAGGUUUUCAAAAACAGUGCUACAUAUUAAAUUGGUUUUAAAACUGACAACGAAACAUUUUAGGAAACAGUCAGUUAUGUAUUUAUUGAUUUGAUCCAUCAACGUUUUCAUUACUAAGCUGCAUGUGUCAAAUACUGGAUGUCAUGUCCAUAUCAAUUGAAAGGCAUGUGAUAGCCAGUAGAGUUUACAUAAUUUUACAUUUUUUAACAACUUUUCAGUUUGAGACAAUCGUGAUUGUUCUUAAACCUUUUUCGUGCAACAUUUAAGUAGUUUGCAAGGACCCAACUUACAGUAUACCAACAUAGAAACAAACUGUCUUUGAGUCGUCGACUUUUUAAAAUUUUGAUAAAUAUCAAAAACUGUUAAAACUACUAAUAAUAAUAAAUAGUGGAUCAGUUACAGUGUGCUUUCAUCGGGGAAUUAUCCCAAGGUGAUCUCAUCAUUAAACAUUCAGUAUUUAUUGUCUUGUGCAUACUGUACAAUGAUAUUGUAAUUUACUGUACACGCCUCUCCAAUCAAUCAAUCAAUCAAUCAACAUUUAUUUAUAUAGCACAUAUUCAUACAAAAAAAUGUAGCUCAAAGUGCU